GCUCUUUCUCAUUACAACAGAUGGUGGCGCCUUUUUGACUCAGAUUGUUUUGCUCCGUGUUGGGCCUAUACCCAACUAAUCAACGUUUGAGGACACAGCACAUAGAAACCCUCCACAGCUCCACGGAGGUUUUACAAACACAACACCAUCGCUAACACUGGUGCCCACUGUGGCUGUGUGAGUGGGAACCCUCGGGGUGUCAGACUGGGGACAGGCGUGGCAGUGGGCUGGUCCAGCCGCAGAGAGCGAUGAUGAACAGCAUCAGGCUCCGUUGACUUGGAAUCAGCUGAGGCCCUGAAAUAGUCUGACAAAGGAGCCGAAGCCCAAAUCUGUCACGCUGGUGAUUAACCACAUCUGCUGGUGCUGAGGACGGCUGCGGGCUGUGGGUGUGCCGCACCCCCACACAGGACGCGCUCCGGAGGAUGCUCUGAGUUCUCCCCGCCCACACCUGGUUGUAACACACCGUCUGCAUAACAGUAGAAGAUGAGCAAGUCACCCACCCCCAAGGGCACCCCGGUGCAGCGCAGCCCCAGCGAUGGGGUCCCAGAGAGUCUCCAGUCGCCUCAGCAUUCCACACCAGGCUCAGGACCCCAGCAUAAGAAACGCAUCUCCAGCCUCCUGCAGAGUCCGUCGUUCAGGGAGGAGUUGGAUGUGCUGAUCCAGGAACAGAUGAAGAAGGGUGGCAGCUCAUCCAACCUAUGGGCACUGAGACAGCUCGCUGAUUUCAUGACCUCACAUGGCUCUCCAGCUGCUCUGCCAGUCUCCCCCUCCAACAUGAUGAUGGUGACAGCCAUCAACGACCUGCAUGGCUGGGAGCCCGGCAGCAUGGUGAAGGGGGAGAGGCUGAUGCGCUGCAAGCUGGCCAGCACCCAUCGCCUGUUCGACCUCUACGGCUGGGCCCAGAUCAGCCACACCUGUCUCACUCUCCGUGUCAGUAAAGAACAGGAACACUUCCUGGUGCUUCCAGACGGCUUGGCGUACAGUGAGGUGACUGGAUCCAGUCUGGUAAAGGUGAAUAUCCUGGGCGAGGUGGUGGAGAAGGGCAGCACCAACCUGGGCGUGGACCCAGAGAAGUUCAGCCUGCACCAGGCCAUCUACUCAGCGCGGCCAGAUGUUCGCUGUCUUCUUCACAUCCACACACCGGCCACAGCAGCGGUUUCAUCUAUGAAGUGUGGCCUCCUGCCACUGUCCCACGAGGCUCUGCUGGUUGGUGACGUGGCCUACUAUGACUACAACGGAGUCAUGGAGGAGGAGGAGGACAGAGUGGAGCUGCAGAAGAGCUUGGGACCCACCUGUAAAGUUCUGGUGCUAAGGAAUCACGGCAUAGUGGCUCUUGGGGAGUCAAUGGAGGAGGCCUUCUACACCAUCUACCACAUCCAGGCUGCCUGCCAGAUCCAGGUGUCAGCGUUGUGUUGUGCAGGUGGUGAACAUAACCUGAUUUUGCUGGAUCGGACCAUCCAUAAACCCAACUCAGCCGGCACUGUGGGCUGGGCUGGCUCCACCUUUGGGCCCCUGCACAAGAGCCGCGUUGGGGAGCAUGAGUUUGAGGCCCUGAUGAGAACUCUGGAUAACCUGGGCUACCGUACCGGCUACGCGUACCGUUUCCCCGUCCUGCUGGAGCGAUCACGGAUGCGGAGGGAUGUGGAGGUGCCUGCGACCGCCACAGCCUAUCACCAGUUUGAUGACGAUGGAGUCCACCCGGCUCUGAGGCAGAACCCUUUCACCCAGCGCCAGCAGCAGGAGAGGACCCGAUGGCUCAACACCCCCAACACCUACCAAAAAGUCAACCAAGAGCAAGCUAGUCCUGGACACCAGCGCACCACUUGGUUGAAGGCAGAAGAGGUGACACAAGCUGGCAGUACCUCCAUCAAGAUAGAGAACCCAAACCUGUUUGUGCCUCUGUUCACCAACCCUCAGGAGGUGAUAGAGACACGAAACAAGAUCCGACAGCAGAACCGUCAGGACAUGAAGACAGCAGGGCCACAGUCUCUAGUCCUAGCCAGUGUCAUAACAGAGGACAGUCCUCCGUCUCCGGUCAGCCCACCCAAAGUCCCACCAGAGCCAGAACCUCCCAACCCCUUCAACCAGCUGACGGACCAGGUACUGGACGAGUACCGCAAGGAAGUGCAGAGGAAACAGGACGGAGAGACUGAUGGGGAGGAGGUGGCAAAUGACAAGGAGUCUUCCCCUGCUACCUCCCCCACAAAGGGCCCUCCGCCCAGCCCCCCUCCUCUCAGCCCCCCUCCUCUCUCAGAGGAGGUGAAGACCGACUCUCCAGCCAUACAGAACGGAGGCGAGGAGGAGAAGCAGACGACAGAAGAGCUGGAGAAAGGCAUGAAGGCCCUCUCGACCAAUGACACCUCCUCCACCCCCGCUGCGCCACCGGCCAAACCACAAGGCGGCACCCCUGAGGGUUCUCCCUCCAAGUCCCCUUCCAAGAAGAAAAAGAAGUUCAAGCCACCGUCGUUCCUGAAAAAGAGCAAGAAGCAGAAGGAGAAAGUAGAGACCUGAGGCAUUUACACACGCCAGACCUCGGUGAAAUACUACUGUGAAAUGUUUCUUAGCGUGUGGCAUAGGAGUAGCAGAUGGAGUCAACCACAUCCGAUCUGUUCACACAGUUAAGAUGUCAGUCACAGACACAGUGUACUAAACUCACCCUCACAUGCUUUUCUGUAAACUGUUACUAAUUUGAUCGAUGUGGUUAUUCAUCUUAAACAGGUUAAGAACUGAUGAUUACUUUCACAAGACUAUUUGACCAAGGUUGGAUACAAGGCAACAUUUUGACACACUAUUACUUGACACACACGCACACACACACACACACACAUUUUUGUACUUCUAUCUUAGUGAGGACACUCAUCAGCAUGAUACGUUCCCUUACCUCUUACCCUAACCUUAACCAUCACGACUAAAUGCCUAACCCUAACCCUAACCCUGAAAAAGUGAGGACUGGCCAAAAUGUCCUUACUCACAUAAGGUCUAUGCUUAAAAUGGUCCUCAGAAGGAUAAAAGUACAAGUACACAUACACACACACACACACAGAGUCUGUGUAUUACUCCUAUUUUCACCUGCUGUGCUAUUGAACCAUGACUUAACUUCAUUGUAUGUGAAUUCAGACAUGUUUGUUGUUUUUCACUCUGGGAUCAGACUGUGGUUCUGUGCACUUACAGCCCAGAAUUUUUUUCUUUUCUUCUCCACACCUUUGGAAGACACGGUGGAAGUUUAGUUAUGAAUUAUGCACCCCUUAUCCAUGUAUAGGCACUUGACACAUGUAUAUUAACAUGCUAGUAUGUUGCAUUUGUUCAUUAUCUUCUAGUCAUACUUUGGUUCUAGUUAUCAGAUAGAUGUUGCAGGUAUACUAUGUGAGCACAGGUGCAUUACAUGUAGAAAUAUACUGAUAGCUACUGAUUGUGCUCCUCUGAAUGCUGGUCUGUGUAAAAUGCUCGGCCUAUCGACUUUGUUACAGCAGGGAUGAACAUGGCAAAAGAACGCAGGGGAAAAUAUACUGGCUCGCAACAAAACACAAGCAGCUAUAAAUGCCACUAUUACCAAAAAAAGGAUAAAGCUUAAAGAAUCUGUUGCUUGUCAAUGCAGUUUGAAAGCCAGUUAUAGAAGAUACUGAAGGUACUAAACAUUCCACUUUCUUUCCUGGAUUUCUUUUAAACGUAUGUGUGCAAAAUACUUCUUAUCAGUAAUUAUUUUCUGUCUAAACCAGUAGCUGUUAUCAAAAUGCUGAUGUGUGAUGUUUGCCCAUGGUUUUAAUUUAUUUAAUAUUAGAAUGUAUAGGUGAGUGUUGCAAGGUUACCAUGUAUCAGUCAUUAAAGAUCAAGUUUGAUUUGAAACCAA
Molecule: messenger RNA, 3847 nt
Organism: Hippoglossus stenolepis (Pacific halibut)
Lineage: Eukaryota; Metazoa; Chordata; Actinopteri; Pleuronectiformes; Pleuronectidae
Gene: add2
Product: adducin 2 (beta)
Exons: 15
Coding region: 484-2511 (675 amino acids)
Biological process (GO): barbed-end actin filament capping
Cellular component (GO): plasma membrane; postsynaptic density; cytoskeleton
Molecular function (GO): actin filament binding
Source: RefSeq, a predicted model, not a curated record